UUCAAGAUAGCCCAGCUCCAUAUUUUGUGUCAUAAAGCCCGUCGAGCCCAAAACCCAACCUGCAAAGUUCCAAACUUUUCCACCUUCUCCGUCUCUGCUUUCAUCGUCGGAGCCGUCGGAGCAAGUUCGUUGUUUAAUAAGCAGCCUCACAACAUUUCAAAGAAUCCAAGUCUGUUAAUAAUUAAAUCGUGAUUCUGUCCAUUAUCCAAAUUUGGUUACAGUGUCACAGAUUGGUAGUAUGCAUGUUUUUAUUCAGACGCAGAGCGUUUUUGAGAAUGAAUAUUCAUGGCCUCCAUAGCAAUUUUUGCGCUGCUCAUUCACCUCUGCUACCAGUUCAACUUCCAUCUCGAAUAAAUGAUGGGUUUUGUAGGGAAAGUCAUUUGUGGUAUGUUUUACCUGAGGAGGUGAAGAGUGAAAGCCUUUUGAAUUGGUACUCUGAGCUUUUGUCGCCGUCUGAGAAAGACAAUGUUUUGGGUAUGCGUGGAGAGGAGCUCAAGAAAAGAGCCUUGCUUGCCCGGGCAUUGGUUCGGACUACCAUUUCUAGAUAUACAAACCAUCGAGUAGAUCCAAGAUCCUUAAAGUUUAAAAAGAACAAUCAUGGGAAGCCUGAGGUAGAGUGGCAAAUUGCAGAUGACUGGCAGCCACCACCAUUGCAUUUCAACAUCUCACACACGUCUUCCUUGAUAGCUUGUGGAGUAACUGUGGAUUCACCAAUUGGUAUGGAUGUGGAAGAUAAGCAACGGAAGUUGAAGAACCAUAUCUUAGCUUUUGCUCGACGGUACUUUUCUUCUCAUGAAGUGGAACAUUUAACUUCUAUUUCGGACAUUGAAAUUCAGCGUCAACAGUUUAUAAAAUUAUGGACUCUCAAGGAGGCAUAUGUGAAAGCACUGGGGAAGGGCUUCUCUUCUGCACCGUUUAAGACCUUUACCAUUCGAGUGAGGGAUGCAGCUAAGAGAGGCCGUCAUCUUUCUGGGGACAUAGAGUCUGAGAUAUCUGAAAUAAGUGUUGAAUCUCUUGGUCCCAUGAGCCUCACAACCAAUUGGCAAUUUUCGCUUCUAGAGUUGGCUGGCUCUCAUUAUGCUGCCAUUUGCAUGGAAAAACGUAAAGCCGUCGGAGAGAAAGGAAAUGCUCCCAUGAAAUUGACAGUGUGGAGAACGAUUCCAUUUGUUGAAGAUGAAUGUGUUACAGGAACUGAUGCGGUUUUACCAAUAGGCGGAUUGAAUUGUUAGUAGUUUUUAUAAGUAAUUCUAUUAUUCAAUUGGAACUUAUGUCCGAAACUGAAAAUUCCAAUCAUGUCAUAUUUAAGCCAUUGAAAGGCAAAAUUCUUUCUCUGAACAGUGCCCCCAUGGCCCUUCUUCAUUGUUUGUGACUUUGUAUGUUGGAAACCAAUAUAUUUUUUUUUUAAGAAAUAUAAAUAAUUUACUUUAUUUUUAA
Molecule: messenger RNA, 1434 nt
Organism: Prunus dulcis (almond)
Lineage: Eukaryota; Viridiplantae; Streptophyta; Magnoliopsida; Rosales; Rosaceae
Product: 4'-phosphopantetheinyl transferase gsp
Exons: 9
Coding region: 243-1229 (328 amino acids)
Cellular component (GO): cytosol
Molecular function (GO): holo-[acyl-carrier-protein] synthase activity; magnesium ion binding
Source: RefSeq, a predicted model, not a curated record